CACGGCGACUGUCCCGCCUGCCACAAUGCGCGGCGAGGCUGCGGCCGGGACUUGGCGCGGUCGUCCCUAACGUCGCCGCUCGGCAUCCUUAGGACAGGCCACCCCUGACGCCGGACCGGGACCCCACUGGUUUGCGCCACCAGCCCAUGCGCUCACUCUUCGGUGCCCCGCCGGGCGGGCGCCUCGUGGACGCGGAGCCGCGCGGGUGACGGCAGAGGCGGCUGCGCGCCCAGCCCAGCCCGCGGAGAGGGCACGCCGCGCCCCCGCCCCCCCCCGCCCGCUCUCCGGAGGCUGUGGGUGCGGAUGCACCGCUGACGACUCGCAGCGACUAGCAGUGCCGCCGGCACGCCGGCCGGAGCCCGCAGCAUGGCAGCCGCCGCCUAUGUGGACCACUUCGCCGCCGAGUGCCUCGUGUCCAUGUCGAGCCGCGCGGUAGUGCACGGGCCGAGGGAGGGGCCGGAGCCUGGACCCGAGGGCGCGGCCGCCGCUGUCGCCGCCACGCUGCCCCACGUCGAGGAUCGCCGCGACGGCAAGGACAGCGCCUCGCUCUUCGUGGUGGCGCGUAUCCUGGCGGACCUAAACCAGCAAGCACCGGCGCCCGCCCCGGCGGAGCGCAGAGAGGGCGCCGCGGCCCGGAAGGCGAGGACCCCCUGCCGUCUGCCGCCCGCGUCUCCCCCGGUCCCCGAGCCCGCCUCCCCCGGCGGCGAAGCCGCGGCGGCCGCGCCCCUCAGCCCCGCGUGGAGCGAGCCCGAGCCCGAGGCGGCGUUGGAGGCAGACAGGGAGCCGGGGCCCGCGGGGAGCGGCGAGCCCGGCCUCAGACAAAGGGGUCGGCGGGGCCGAAGUCGCUCCGACCUCGAGUCCCCACAGAGAAAGCACAAGUGCCACUACGCGGGCUGCGAGAAAGUUUACGGGAAAUCCUCACACCUCAAGGCGCACCUGAGAACUCACACAGGUGAGAGGCCCUUCGCCUGCAGCUGGCCGGACUGCAGCAAGAAGUUCGCGCGCUCGGACGAGCUGGCGCGGCACUACCGCACGCACACGGGCGAGAAGAAGUUCAGCUGCCCCAUCUGCGACAAGCGCUUCAUGCGCAGCGACCACCUGACCAAGCACGCGCGCCGCCACGCCAACUUCCACCCCGGCAUGCUGCAGCGGCGCGGCGGGGGCUCGCGCACCGGCUCGCUCAGCGACUACAGCCGCUCCGACGCCAGCAGCCCCACCAUCAGCCCGGCCAGCUCGCCCUGAGCGCCCCCCACCGCCCCUCCGGCGGCGGCCCGCGUCCCCGAGUCCCCCAGCAGCAGCACAGCCCCCACCCCUGCGCCCCACCGGCCGCUCACGGCCCCUCCCCCACUACAGCCAUGAACCCACGCUCUCGUCUCCCCUGUGACCCCCGUUUUGUCCUUUCGUAAUCAGAAUGCGAUGAAGUCAACCACACCCCCCUCCCCGAUUUUCUUCACCUCAGGUGUCAAACUCAAUUUGUAAAAAAAAAACAAUUUUUAAAAAACAAAAACAAAAACACCAUCCACAAGUUGCACAAUGGACAUACCCACGAAGGUGAGUCAGCGGUGUGAAAGCCAUUCUCAGGGAUGGACACGGUCCCCGGCCCGGUGAGGACGCCCCUCCCUGCCGCCUUACUCUGUACAUAGAUUUGCACUCUGGAGCUCUCCGGGGCUCGCUCGGGGACACUCUGGGGACACCGCAGGGGGAGGAGCCGUGCCCGUGGAGCUCCGCGUCCAGCCUGCGGGUCCGGCUGCCGGCCACUUGGGAGCGGAUGUGGUCACGGACACUUGUGCUCCCAGGGCAGGUGUCCAAGCGGGGACCCGAGUGCCCCUCUGGCUGCCACCGCCCAGCCUCCAGCCACGGCCGCCCCAGCGGCCAGCCGGGCUCAGGACUUACACGGGUCAGAGGAUGCCUUAAGCCGAGCCGGGCGAAGGAGCACACCGCCCCCCCCCACCCCGGGGGACCACCUUCCUGUCCCUGGCCUCUCUCCGGCGAGCUGGGAGCAGAGGUCGAGAGACCACCGUACCACCGACGUCUAAUGCGCCAGCAGCGAGACCACCCCCGGCCCCCAGCCUGCCCCAGGGACGUGCCCCGAACGCGGACGCCGGCUCCUCGGUGCCCCUGCAGAAGGCACUGGGGACCCGGGAGUCCCGGUGUUCUGCAAAGACGUCCCAAACCGUCGUCGGUGCGUCCAGACCCCCGCUCUGCCCACUGGCCCGGCCCCUGCUGUCGGGACACCUUCGCUUGGACCCGCGACGGGUGAAGCUGCCUGGCCGCCUCGCCUGAGGCUCUGUGUGGGCGGGGCUGGGGCAUGUGGCCACGCCCCGUGCCUCACGGGGACUGGACCCCCAGCUGGACGCCGGAGCGCCCCGACCCGGGACUCUCCGAGACUGGCGAAGCGGGUGUCACGUGACACUUGGACGUCCGGGACCUCGCAUGGCUUCCUCCCCGGGGGGGACAGCAGCUGGGAAGUUGCAGGACCGCUGUCACCGCGUCCCCAGCUCAGAGGGCGCGCCUCCACCUUCUCCUGGAGCUCUGCGUCCCCUGGACUCCUCUCGUCCCCUCCUGCUUCUCCUGCCUUGCCUGGGAGGCCCCAGCCCACGGCUGCCAGCCUGCUCCCGCUGGAGAGGACAGCAGAAACCCCCUGGGCUGUGUGGCGCAGACCCCCGGCCUGGGCUGGCUCGGGUUGCGAGCCCCGGGGGGUCAGAGAGGCCGGCCUCUGCCCUGGUCUCCUCUGCAGACAGCCGUUCUGCGACGCCGCCGGGCAGACUCGGGGCGUGUAAAUACAAGCUCCCAGGACAGUGUGUGUGCGUGUGUGUGUACGUGUGUGUCAGGCCGGGGGUGUGGGUUUGAGGCGGACGUGAGGUAGCUUCCAGAGACCUCUGCCCUUUUUGAUGAGGAGGAGUGACCCUUGGGAUCUCAGAGGGCCAUGGAUGGGCUUCCUGGGCCCAGAGUGCCUUGGUUGUGGCCACCCAGCCUCCACCCCUCCCUCUGGGUGCCGGGUGCAGCGCAGAGAACCCCGGCGACCCGGGCCUGGCUGGUGCGCACAGCCCCUGGCCGCUCCAGAGGGGACGGGCACCCUCUGCCCACAGGGACGCCGAGGGUGGCAGCCUGCCGUUUGCAGCAGCCUGGGUGCCUGCGUCAGCUACCGUGUGUCAGCUGGGGUUGGCCGGCGGCAUGGUGGCAGCCUCUGAGUAGCAUGGUAGGUACCAAGUUGGGCCCUGGCAUUCCCGCUGGGCUCUGUUUGGGUCCCGUGGCAGCCCCACUGGCCACGGAUCCAUCCGGGAGAGAGAGUGGACUCUACGGGGGUGGGGGGCGGGGCCUGGACAGAGCUCGCCCCGGUGCCCGGGGCGUGAGGUCCUCGUCCCCAGUUCCAAAGCGAGGCCCGGCAGGGCCCCGGAAGUCCCUCCCAAAGUUGUUUCUGUGUGAGGCCGAGAGAGCCACACUCUGAAUACAUUUCAUGUCUCAGGAACUCACAUUCCAGGUUCAGGAAUUUUAUUCCAAAGUCCUUUGGUGUGCUUACCCCAGUCCCCGGGUCCCCGAGCGCGGGGGCGGCCCCCGGAGUUCCGCCCCCGCACGGGGCGGCCGGGCUUCUGACCGGUCCAUCUGCGCACAGGGAGGGGGAGAGGACUCCAGACCCAGUCAUCUUGGAAUAAAAGAAGAGCUGGUUUGUUUUCGAGGUGGGGCGGGGGGUGGGGGAGGGAGAGCGGGCAUUUGCUGUUUCCAAAGAGAGCACUUAAUUUAAUUUUUUCCUCCAAAUGACCCAGGGCUGUUCCGUCUGAUGGAUGGAAGGGUAACAUUGCCUUAAAACAGAAAUAUGCAGGCGUUGACUAUUUUUGGCAAAUGAGAGUGUCUUCAUUCCCAAAGUGGCUCUGGCCCUAAUGGCAGGGUGUGGCCCUGGCCUGGGAGCUGGGGCAUCGGGAGGGAAUCCCGCCAGGAACCCGGGGCUGGGGCUCCCUUUGAAGGGCGGGGAGGGAGGGAGGGAGGGAAGCCAUGAAUCUCAGGCCAGGUUCAAGGGCGCUCCCUGGCAUCACUGCAUCAGGAAACAGGGGGUACACGUGGAGGAGGGGGUGGGCCUGGGAGCCACCCUGGCUCUGGCCCAGGGGAGGGCCCUCUGGGAACAGGCUGCAUUGUCAUUGAAGAUGUAGAAUCUUUUCCCCGGCCUGGGUCUCUUUCAGGGGUUUUUUUCAUCUUUAUGGUUGAGGGCCAUGCUUGCCGGCUUCAGUGUGACGGCGGAACCUGUCAGACUUCCUAGAAAUAACAGUGCAAAUCUUUGUUUCCAUGUCUGGGUCCGGGUCACGGGGGCAGAGAUCUCCAAAAGAAGUUUGUCUGAGUGGAGGGAAGCUCCCCUCCAAAAGGGCCGCAAAGAGACCCUGGACCCAGCCACCGGGGGCUUGUGUCCCGAAUGAAAAUGUCCCUUUUUGUCUCAGCCAUAUCAGGGGGACUGCUGCCUGUCCACCUGUGCCCACCGAACCUUCCUCCAGCCAUCCGGAGGGACGGCACACCCAGCCGCCGCCACAGAGGGCCCUGGGGUGCUCGGCCAUUGGUCGCUACGCGGGAGCGGGCAGUGGUAGCCUGGUCUGCAGGCGUCCCACCUGCAUCCUGCCACACCCCCACCCAUGUCACUUGAGGGGCAGGACCCCCACCCUUUAUUGAGGCCUCACACCGGGCAGGGGCUGGGAUCACCAUGGUGCUGCCUUCCAGGUGCGAACAUCAGCAUCCCUGUGCCUCAGCACAAACCUGUGAUGGGUGAUGGGUGAUGGGUGGGGGCUGGGGGACGGAGAGACAGCCAGGCCAAUCGCAGGCCUCAGCCCACUUGCUGGGACCUGCAAGAAGGCCUGCGGUCUCCAGGGAAGCGCGGGGCGGACGGGUCUCCUGUUCCCUGGGCUGGAGUGUGCGGGAGGCCCCGCCUCCUUUCUUGCCUGAGCAGGCGCUCGGCGGGCUGCACGGGGUCACAGCGCUCGCAGGGACUUCAGUCUCCGCGUGGGCGAGCGGGGAGCCGCCCACCAGGAAACCGUGACCAAAGCAAUGGCCCACUUCUGGUUUUGGCUGUGUUUUUCAAGGCUGCCCGGCUUGGUUUUGUUUAAAAGCAGUUUUAGAAAGUCAUUCGGUCAAAAGACCCCAGUGCCGGAAGAUCGACAGGGUCCGACGUAUGGGUCCCAUCCCACAGCCAGUUAGAAGCGCUUUGCCCAUCACCCAGGUCUUUUGCCACCCGAAGGUUCCGCGGGCGAUUUCGGCGACCGCGUUUUCCAGAGCGGGCGACGCGGAUGUGGGCCGAGGACUUGGUGAAUCCGGCGUGGCCCUGGGCAGAGCCAGGUCCUUCGCCGAUGUCCUGGUGCAGAGGCUAGCUUUCCAAGAUUCGUCCCAGACACCUUCCAGAGGAUUUUGUAUCAGUACUUGGAUGCGCGAUCCGGCUUACUAUUGAUGAAUGCCUGGACGCUCUUAGGGAGGGCCCCUCCCCCGCCCCUCCCCGCUGUUCAGUGUCUGAUCGGCUGGAAGAGUUGGGUUUGGCGGAAGGUGUGAGCCCUGGGGGGGGGGCACACCCAGUUUCUACUGACCCCCCCUGUGGUGAUGUGGGACUCGCAUGGUGCCCCCCCCGGCCCCGCCCAGCCUCUCCUCGCCUCCUGAAGCUUUAAAACCUUACUGCUUUUGUUGAAGGACGAACGGGGAGGGUGGGGGAGGGGUGGGCACAGAAAUCGUAAGGGGCAGGGCGAGGGCCGCUGGAGCAGCUCGCUCCCAGGGCUUGGGGCGUCUUCCUAGGGACGCACGGACAGCACACGCACAUUGGCAAACCAAGCGUGUGAGCCGAACCCCUGCAGGGCUCGCGCGCAGGUCUGCCUGCGGGCUGCGCCUCCCACUCAGCGGGGCUGAGUGUGGCCCAGACCCCUGGGGGUGUGGCGUCCAUCCCCCGGUCCGGGAACCUGCCUCUGGGGGUGUGAGUGGGGAGACUCGGCUCCCUGGCCGCCCCCCUGGAGAGUCUCCCCGUGCCAGGUGCCGAGGACCCCAGGGCUCAACGGCGUGGGCGUGGCCCCCGUCCCGAGCAGCAGUGCAUUGCGGGAGCGGGGCUUGCUGGGGCUCCCGCGUGGCCGGGAAUUGUUUGUGUGGGUAUGUCGGGCGCAUGCGCCGGGGUCUCAGCGGGCCCCCCCCCUCCGACCCACCGCACAAACGACCCCUUCCCCGUCCAAAGCCAUUGGUGGAGUGUCUGUGGAAUCGUGCGCCGAACGUCCGAGGCCGAAUCCGAGGGUCCAAGACCAUUUCCAUAGAGCACGCGUUUUUCCUUUUCCGUAAGAACCUUCUUUUCUGUUGCUAACCAGCACCUCACCACGCUCCCCAAGGCCGCGCCGUUCAUCCUGCCCCGGAUCACUACAGUGAAGUAUUGCCGUUGUACAGUCCCCACUCUGGCCUCGGCUUGCUCGGAUUCCACUUUGUAUGUAUUUUGUAUGCCAUAGAUUCUAUAUUGUAAUGAUGUCCUAUGCAAAAGGAAAAAAAAAUUAACUGAAUUGUACAUUUGAUCGUUUUAACGUGUAUGCAUGUUUAGUGACGUUUACAUUUUGAAAUAAAAUUUAUGAUUCAUUAUUA
Messenger RNA from Phyllostomus hastatus (greater spear-nosed bat), 6576 nucleotides. It is a transcript of the gene KLF13, whose product is annotated as Kruppel like factor 13. Gene Ontology annotation, molecular function: RNA polymerase II cis-regulatory region sequence-specific DNA binding; DNA-binding transcription factor activity, RNA polymerase II-specific. Bases 367 to 1242 code for a protein of 291 amino acids. The transcript is spliced from 2 exons. NCBI's taxonomy places the organism in Eukaryota, Metazoa, Chordata, Mammalia, Chiroptera, Phyllostomidae. The record is from RefSeq and is a predicted model, not a curated record. Gene Ontology annotation, biological process: regulation of transcription by RNA polymerase II.